AGACGCCCAACGGUCAAAUUUUUUGGCAGUGAUCACGGUCCACGAGGUGGAGAAGCAAUUUCCCUUGCCUAUUCCCGUCUUUCCGCCCGUGCUCGGUCUUCUCUGAUCCAUUCAACUAAGGACGACGACUACGUUUCGGCGAGAGUUUUCGACGCGAGACUCUCGCCCUAGAUUUCCUACCGCUUCAGCACAAGUCUCUUUCUUUGACGCGGCCGCUCGGGCGAAAGCUUCAGAUCCUUUUAACUAACUUCCGUCCGCCAUUUUAUUCAUUCUUCGCUGCUAAUUGGAUCUGUUGUCGGGUUUGAUUGCUAAGAAGAAAAUAAAUCAUUUCCAUUUAUUUCUCUCUCCGUACUGAGUUUAUCAUCCAUUGCUAUCAGCAAGUCAAAGUUGAGAUGGAUGCAAGGCAGGUUCUUCUAUCAGCCACCAACCAGAAGACGACAAAACCUGUAAUUUCUAGCUCCAGCCCGUUCGAUUCUGUUUCUGAUUUUGAAGUUGAUCAAAGCAGCAAACCUACUACUUCUGCAUCCUCGCGUUUGGGAUUUUCAUCAGGAAAUGCCAGAUACAGGAAUGAAUUCCGUGAUUCAGGUGGCAUUGAGAACCAAUCUGUACAAGAACUGGAAAACUAUGCUGUAUACAAGGCUGAAGAGACUACAAACACCCUAAAUGGGUGCCUUAAAAUUGCUGAAGAAAUGAGAGAAGAUGCUUCAAAUACUCUUGUAAAGUUGCAUCAACAAGGCCAGCAAAUUACUAGGACCCACCAAGCUGUUGCAGAUAUUGAGCACGAUCUUAGUAGGGGUGAAAAACUUUUAGGAAGUCUUGGGGGCUUGUUUUCUAAGACGUGGAAGCCAAAGAAAACACACAAAAUUAAGGGACCUCUUCCAGUACCCCAAGAUGAUUUUCAUACUAAGAGUAGCCACCUGGAGCAGAAGCAGAAAUUGGGAUUAGCUACUGCUCCACCUCGGUCAGAACCUCGGCAUCUUCCCUCGGAACAAGCCUCUCCACUUGAGAAAGUCGAGCAUGAGAAGGCAAAGCAAGACGAUGUGCUUUCUGAUUUAAGCAAUUUGUUGGGUGAGCUGAAAAGUAUGGCUAUUGACAUGGGUUCUGAGAUUGGGAGCCAAAUUGUAGCUUUGGACCGCAUGCAGGAUGAUACGGAUGAGAUACAUGAGAGGGUUAAAGGUGCAAACCAGCGAGGCCGUCGAUUGCUCGGGAAAUGAUUUUGACACUUGAAGAGCUUUGCCUUUGUAUCAUGUUCUUUUCUUUUGACAGUCUCAGUUGUAUGUGCAUCACUGCCACUGUUUGAUUCAUUUUGCUUCUGUCACAAAUUUCUUUAGUCUCAUUUACUUAACACCAUUUGGUUCAAAACUGAAUAAAAUCUGCUUAAAUAAAGAA
Molecule: messenger RNA, 1389 nt
Organism: Zingiber officinale
Lineage: Eukaryota; Viridiplantae; Streptophyta; Magnoliopsida; Zingiberales; Zingiberaceae
Product: SNAP25 homologous protein SNAP33-like
Exons: 6
Coding region: 393-1214 (273 amino acids)
Cellular component (GO): plasma membrane; SNARE complex
Molecular function (GO): SNAP receptor activity
Source: RefSeq, a predicted model, not a curated record